Asparagus officinalis (garden asparagus) is the source of this 2163-nucleotide messenger RNA. Its product is annotated as protein FIZZY-RELATED 2-like. The record is from RefSeq and is a predicted model, not a curated record. The transcript has 10 exons. Lineage: Eukaryota; Viridiplantae; Streptophyta; Magnoliopsida; Asparagales; Asparagaceae. Gene Ontology annotation, molecular function: anaphase-promoting complex binding; protein binding; ubiquitin ligase activator activity. Gene Ontology annotation, biological process: anaphase-promoting complex-dependent catabolic process; positive regulation of ubiquitin protein ligase activity; positive regulation of anaphase-promoting complex-dependent catabolic process. Bases 182 to 1624 code for a protein of 480 amino acids. Gene Ontology annotation, cellular component: anaphase-promoting complex.
GGAGAGAGAAAAAGUCCGGGAAAAAUAACCGGAAGGGGGGCAAAGUUUCCCUUCAGGAAGAGGAGAGACAGCUGAAGUGUUUUCACCGUCUUCAACCUCGACUAUGGAUCUGUCACUAUAAAAAAGAAAAAAAAAAAAUAGAAAAAGAAAAAAGAAAGGAGAAUCCCUCCCCCAAAAAUCGAUGGACUCCUCAAAACCUAAUUCCCCCUCCGAAGUCCCUCGCCCUAACAUCUUCUCUCAAACCCCGACCGCUUCUUUCUCGACCCCCUCAUCGUCCUCCUCCUCCUCCUCCUCCUCCUCUCACAAGGUCAUCUACAGCGAUCGCUUCAUCCCCAGUCGAAUCGGAUCCAACUUCUCCCUCUUCGAUCUCCCCCCUCCUUCUCCUUCCUCCGGCGGCAAAGAGGAAGGCUCCAGCACCUACUGCGCUCUCCUCCGCAGCGUCCUCUUCGGCUCCGGUCACGUGCUCUCCCCGUCGACCCCCGAGAAAUACGCAUCCAUCGGGCCGUCCUCCUCUUCGUCCCCUUUCUCGACGCCCAGCCGGAAUAUUUUCAGAUUCAAGGCCGAGGUUCCGAGGUUCUCGAGCUCGCCGGUGGGCUUCGAGGAUCCUCUGCCUGGGAUUGUGCAUAGCCAGCCUAAGACCCCGAGAAAGAUCUCAAGAUCGCCGUAUAAGGUUUUGGAUGCGCCGGCGUUGCAGGAUGAUUUCUAUUUGAAUCUUGUGGAUUGGUCUUCGCACAAUGUGUUGGCUGUUGGGUUGGGGAAUUGUGUUUAUUUGUGGAAUGCGUGCAGUAGCAAGGUGACGAAGCUCUGCGAUUUGGGUGUGGAUGACAGUGUCUGUUCCGUGGGAUGGGCACAAAGAGGAACUCACUUGGCGGUCGGAACUAAUUUAGGGAAAGUUCAGAUAUGGGAUGCAUCUCGAUGUCGGAGGAUAAGAACUAUGGAGGGCCACCGCCUACGAGUUGGAUCUCUAGCGUGGAGUUCAUCAAUGUUAUCUUCAGGCAGUAGAGAUAAAUCAAUACUUCAACGUGAUAUCCGUGCUCAAGAAGAUUUUGUUAGCAAGCUGACUGGUCACAAGUCAGAGGUUUGCGGGUUGAAGUGGUCCUAUGAUAACCGUGAGCUUGCAUCUGGUGGAAAUGAUAAUAGACUUUUUGUUUGGAAUAAACAUUCAACACAGCCCGUACUGAAGUAUUCCGAGCAUACUGCAGCUGUAAAAGCUAUUGCUUGGUCUCCUCAUUUGCAUGGGCUUCUUGCUUCCGGUGGCGGCACUGCUGACCGAUGUAUUCGUUUCUGGAAUACCACCACAAAUACUCAUCUGAGCUGUAUGGAUACUGGAAGUCAGGUUUGCAAUCUCGUAUGGUCAAAAAAUGUGAAUGAGCUUGUCAGUACCCAUGGCUACUCCCAGAACCAAAUUAUUGUAUGGAGAUACCCAACGAUGUCCAAGCUUGCGACUCUUACCGGUCACACAUUCAGAGUAUUGUAUCUUGCGAUCUCACCUGAUGGGCAGACCAUAGUUACUGGUGCUGGAGACGAGACACUGAGAUUCUGGAAUGUCUUCCCUUCUCCAAAAUUUAAGAGCUCGGACAGUGACAUUGGAUCCUCAUCCUUCGGUAGAACUCAAAUAAGGUGACCUCUGGAAGUAUUAACUAUGGGAAGCUGUCUAAUAAUUAAAGUUAUCACGCUUGGUAUUAUUUAUCAGUUGGCAAGGUUUUUGGUUGCAUUUGCUUCACCAUUGUCAGCAAGAGCAGACAUGCCAUUAUGUUCUGCUGGCUUUCUUCAUCCGCUGGUUAGUAUUUUCCAUAAUGCCAGUUCUUCCACCAAGACAUCUAAAAGAAAAGGGAAAAGGAAAAAAGAAAAAAGGGGGAAAAAAAUGGAAUCUAAGCCACAGAGCAGCACUAUUGUAUAUCGUCCUCUUGUUUAUAAGGUGCAGAUUCUCAUUUAAUUAAUUAGCUGCAUACAUGUACUGGGAACAUGUAACAAGGUGGCGGUACCCUCUCGUGUACCGUUUGAAAGCUUCAGCUUGUUCCUCGUCUCCAAUCACCCGGAAGUUAUUUUGUAUCUAUAUCAAAAUUAGUGCAUGUCUCUUGAUGUUCCAACGCGCUAUACAUUGUUCUUGCUCGAUAUUUAUCUUACUUAUACAGCAAUCAAUACCGGAAUGUUUGAGGCUGA